This is a messenger RNA of Lactuca virosa, 2666 nucleotides long. The record is from the annotation of a GenBank genome assembly. NCBI's taxonomy places the organism in Eukaryota, Viridiplantae, Streptophyta, Magnoliopsida, Asterales, Asteraceae.
AUGGCCACACUCUUUUUUUCCCACUCAAUUCUUCCACCACUUUCUUCACCCUUAUCAAAACAAUUCAUCUGUCGCUGUAUAUGGUUGUUUGAAGGUGAAGACACGCUCAAUCUUAUCUCAUUUGGGUUCAUACAGUUGGAAAUUUGUGGUGUUAUUAUCAUCAAGAUCACUGGAAUCUCUAUAAAAGGAAAUGAAGAAGAGAGGAUUCAGUAUGAUAAAGAAGCAGCUUUAGAGAGGACUGUGAAAAACCUCCAUGAAAAGAUAGCUUCUCUCUUAUGUGAGUGCAAUUCCAAAGAUGCCCUCAUAUCCGAACAUGCAAAAACUGCACAAGAAGCCAUUACAGAGCGGGAGAAGGCUGUUGAAGAAUUGGCUCUACAAAAUCAAGAACUGGAAUCCACAAUUAAGCAAAAAUUAGAGGCUAACGAGAGAUUAGUCCACUUAAAUUCUGCAUUAAAAGAUUAUCGCCAACAACUAACUUCUUUAAAAGAAGAGCAAGAUCAAAAAAUGGCAAAUGAAUCCAUGGAAGAGCUCAAAAGGGCAAAUAAAAGAUUAGAAGACAAAGUCAACGAGUCAAACAAAGAUCUCGCAGAUCUAACGGUCCAAAACGCUCGACUUUCCAACACGCUCAUGAUCAAAGAUGAAUUAAUCGAAGACAUAAGCCAUCAAAUGUCACAAGCCACAAUCGAAUUCAACGACCUAAUCACACGCCUUGAUUCAAUCGAAAAAGAAAAUGGGAUUUUGAAAUAUGAAUAUCGGGUUUUAGAAAGAGAGCUCGAGGUACAAACCCGGUGUGCUGACGUGGCGUCCGGGCAGCAGAGAGAAAGCAUGAAACGGGCAGCGAAGUUGGAAUCGGAAUGUCAGAAGCUUCGAUUGUUGGUGAAAAAGCAGAUCACCGGGUCGGGUCUUGAAGGUUUGGAUAAACGAAUGGGGUUUUUGAUAAAUCGGUUAUACGAAGUGGAAGAAGAAAACAAGAUUUUAAAAGAAAUAAUAAGAAAAAAAGACGACGAGAUUUCCAAUUUGCAAAGUCAAAGUAAUCAAAUGAGUCAAAGUCAACGCUCGAUGAUUGGAGACAUGGAUAUGAGUUUGAUGGAUGAUUUUGUCGAGAUGGAGAAAUUAGCUAUCGUUACUUCGGACACAAGUAAUCUUGAUUCCGUAGGGAAAGAAAUCGUUUCUUGUGACGCAAGUAAUCUAGUCCACGUGGCAUCGGGUGAUUGGUUAACAAGCAUUGUAAACGCGAUUACGGAACAAACCCGUGUUUCGGAAAGAAGUUUCGAUCAAGUAUUGAAUGAGAUUAGAAAAUCUUUACAAUGUGAGGAUUCUGUUAGCGGUUACAUUACGUGGAAAUCUCCGGAACCGGAAAGAGGGAUUCCGGAGGUGGAAACGGAAUUGGAAAGCGUGAAAGAGUCCAAAGCAAUGAUUGAGGAGCAAUUGGAGAAUCAAAAGUUGGUCAACGAGGAUCUUGACCAUCAAAUUUCGGUUGCUAGAUAUGAAAUAAACGAAGCAAAUCAGAAGAUAUCGUCUCUUAAAGUGGAAUUGGAAGAUAGAUGUCAUUGUUGUGAAGAAUUAGAAGCAACAUGUCUCGAAUUACAACUACAGCUAGCAAGUUUGUCCGAUAAUGAUGCGGAAAAUGUAGAAGUCAAGCAAGAGGCGAAGCCACUCCAAACUGGUUUGGAGAUAACGGCUGCUUCUGCAAAACUAGCAGAGUGUCAAGAAACAAUAUUUAGCAUCGGCCGCCAGUUAAAAGCACUAGCACCGCCACCGCCACCGGUGGCGGCAGAGUUGACCGGUGGUCAGAAGUCAAGGCGGCAUUCAUGUUUACGUGACCAUAUGGAGGCGGCAGAAGGCGGUGGUGAGGAGGAUCCGGUGAGCUCUCCGAAGACGAAAGAGAUGGUGAGUGUGACAGAGAGAAAAGCGGGACCGGUUGUUCGUGUUGGAAGUUGCAAGACACGAGUUGUACCUGGUGCUUUGGCGAUUGUACCUAGUAAGAAGAGGGGUAAAGGAACUGAGAUAUUGAGGAAGCUUUUGUUUAGAAAGAAGAAGCCUGUAGCCUCCUUCCUUCGACGUCUCCUCCCUCCACCUCCGUCAACGUCUUCCUCCGCUGUGCCGUCGUCUUCCUCAUAUAAGGGUGAGAGAUUUCUUCUUCAACCCUCGAUUCCAUAUGACGAAAUUGAUGAUUGAGCCUACGAAAUUGAUGAUUAAUGAAGAUUGAGAUGUAUUUUCUUGUUGACGCAAUUGAUCAUCAUGAACUGAAAGUUUGCAUUUUCUUUCAUCGGUAGUGGACAAACACUUGGGAAUAUUGGUAAAACAGCAUAUUGAGACGAGAUUCAUCAAUAAGGUACAUAUGAGACUCAAUUGCUAUUGGAUGUAUUUUUCAGAUUUAUUAAGAGAUUUUCUGAAAAUCAAAACAGGGAGCAAGAGCUUGGAGCUGAAUAAUCCAUUAACACAGCCAGAUCAUGCAAAGGUUGCUGUCUAUGGAGAGCCUUGGAGCUGAAUGGUGGUUGUAUUGGAGGGUUAAGGUUCAAGGGUGGAAAAGAGAAGUCAAUUACAUCAUUUUGUAUCUGUGUUAUAUGUUUAUAUGCAUCUUUUUGAAGAAUGGUUGUAAAUUACAUCAUUUUGUAAAUUAUAUUAUUUUUAUCAUUUUAAAUGUUUUAAUAAAAAAUGUAGUG